GCCUCUCCUGGGAGGUCCAGCGCAGUGAUGCCCCACGGCGCGACGCGCGGGGCGCCCUGGGAGGGCCGAGGAGAGGGAGGCGCGGGCUCGAGCGCAGCGCGCCCGCCACGGCGAUGGGCGUGCUCGGCGCCGAGCCUGCGGGAUGCGCUCCCGCGGGCUGGCCGUGCUCGCGCUCGCCCUGGAGUGCUGCCAGCAGGCCCUGCGCUGCCAGGCGGAGGACGAGGGGACGUGCCCUGCCGGGAGCCCAGACUGCGGCCUCGGCGAGGGCGGCGGCGACGAGGCCCGGUGCGAUGCCUGGGCGAGGUCAUGCGAGUGCCAGCUGGACCCCGAGUUCAUGCUGAGGCACUGCGCGCAGAGCUGCAGGCUGCACGGAGGCCACUGCGUCGACAAGGACGCGAGCUGUCAGCGCGUGGCUCUCGGGAAGCGGUGCACGCCAGACCAGUGGGGUGCCUGCCCAAAGCUCUGCAAGCUCCACCGGGCGGAGAGGAGAAGGAUCAGGGAAGGGGGUAAGAAGACGAAGAAGAAGCUCGAGGGGAGCAGCCAGAUCAAGGAGGAAAAGGUCAAGUGCGUGCGAAAGGAGACCCGGGGUGGGCUGCAGGACACCUCGGUCGCCACGAUGUUCGAGCGCAUCGAGCAGAGUGAGUGGGCCAAGAAGUACGAGCCGACGGUUCUGUCCCGCGACCCGUGGAUCAUACACUUUGGCAGGCUCUUGACCGAGCAGGAGGUGGCUGAUCUGCGUGCGGUGGCCGAGGACAGCCGAUACCCCUGGGUGCCCUCUGCGUUGGAAGGCGGCCAAUCGGCAGAGGGCCACCGCACCUCCGAGUCCCUGCUCUGCACCUCGGGCGACUGCCAACGGGACCUGAGGGCUCGGCAGGCGCACCUCGUGGCCAUGAACAUCACGGGCCUGGGCCUCCCGGCCCACGAGUUCUUGCAGAUGGUGAGGUACAGGAGCGGCACCUACCACAACGAGCACUUCGACACCGACGAAGACUUUGGCUCGUCGGCGCCGGGCCACCGCAUCUACACGAUGCUCGCGUACCUCAGCACUGUGCCCGAUGGCUUCGGUGGCGAGACCAGCUUCCCGCGUCUGAACCUCACGGUUCCCCCGAAGCGGGGCAGCGCCGUGCUCUGGACCAACGUCAGGGCGGACAACCCCCGCAAGCGGGAUAGCAGGGCCAAGCACGCGUCCCUGCCAGUGAGGAGCACGAACGCGCGCGGCGAGCGCGGCGAGUUCACCAAGCUCGCGAUGAACCUCUGGUUCCACGGCUACGUCGUCCGCAACCAGCCCCCCGAGUGCUUUACGGCGCCCGCCGGGUACUGAGGGGGAGAGCGGUUUGUCCUGCCCGCCUGGGAGCAGCCGGCGCCGGCCGCCAGCACACCUCGUCGGCAUCACGCACCACGAGGCCUUCCGCAGCAGGGCUCCUUUCGAUUCCUCCGAUCCGAUUCGAUUCGAUUUCGAUGGCCUCCGAUCUGGAUUCCGACCUCUCAGUGAGGCCUUGCUACUCUGCCGAUUCUAGCCGAGUCGACUCCUCCCGACUUGGCUGACGAUGUCCGCCGAUUCGAUGAGUUUCGAUCGCCGAUUCGACGCAGCUCUCCUGCCACGGGCCCCAGGGUCUCGCCAAGGCUGGGCUCUCGCUGGGCGCCGCCUUGGCCGCAGCGAUCAUGCUUCUCGGUGUCUCGGCUGAUGCAGUGGAGGCCCAUGCCAAGGAGCUCCCUGCUCGCCUCCCUCGAGGUGCCUUGCGUCUCUUGUGUUUCGAUGGCUUUGACGACGGAAAGCGUGGCGUUCCCAUGCCAAAAAAUCAAUGUUAUCCAAGAGUUAAUUGCGGAGUGAAGUCGCCCCGAUUCCAGGGCAAGCGCCACCCCGCGGAAGAUUUGGCUCUGGAGUCGAGUCGCCGCCAAGCUGGCGGACACGCCAGCCCGCAAACGAUUGAGCUCCGGAGUUCAGUGAUUCCCACGCCGCGCGCACUGGCCCGGGACAGGCUUAACACGGGAGUCGAGUCGCCGCGC
Prorocentrum cordatum is the source of this 2007-nucleotide messenger RNA. NCBI's taxonomy places the organism in Eukaryota, Dinophyceae, Prorocentrales, Prorocentraceae. The record is from the annotation of a GenBank genome assembly.